Molecule: messenger RNA, 1857 nt
Organism: Branchiostoma floridae (Florida lancelet)
Lineage: Eukaryota; Metazoa; Chordata; Leptocardii; Amphioxiformes; Branchiostomatidae
Exons: 12
Coding region: 117-1400 (427 amino acids)
Source: RefSeq, a predicted model, not a curated record
AUGCUGUCACGAGCUGUCAAAGUUGGCAAAUAUUUUGCAGCAUAAAACAAAAGAAACUCUACUCUAAAAUUUUUCUUCGCCGCUAAGAUGGAGGACGCGAACGGUACGCGCAAAGGAUGCUGGGACGCAGUAAUCAGGCAUGCGUAAUGAGUCGGUUGCCAUGGUUACAAUUUGAUUUCUAUCCAAGAUGGCGGCGGGACCACAAACAGGAAAAUAAAGUCAACAAACAUCACUAUCAGAAGGGUGUCACGAUGGCUAACCAACCAGAGCCUGAGGAUGACCUGCUGAAGUCCCUGGAGUCCAAGUUCUCAGCCAUGUUUGACUACACGCAGUGGCAGAGAACCAGAGCUACAGUAGCCAGUGCCAAGUCAACCAAGACAAACAAAACUGUGCAGAGUCUAGCUACCUCAUCUCGAAUCACCCCAGAUGAGACGUUGGACACGCGGACAGUUGGUACGGCCUGCUCCUCCACAUGUAAACACUCCUGGAACAGGAAGGAUCUGUACAACAUACUGGAUGAGAAGGCAGCAAAGGAAGCCAGAAAGAAGGAGAUAGAAGACAAUAUCAUGAAGAUGAGAAUAAAGGCAAGAAUGCAAACCAUGGAUGAGUACACAAAGAGAUACGAGUAUUUAUUGUCAGAAAAUAAAAAGCUGCAAGCAGAAAUUCAGGGAACAGAGAAGCAGACUCAUAGAGACACAACAAAACUGCUAAGAAAAUAUGAGAAAUGUCGGGGGGCAGUAUCUACCAUAAACAGUAAGUUUCAUGAGGACCUGGAGACAGCCCAAGCAGAUCUCGAGGAGACGACAGAGAGGCUGAACAGGGAUCUUGAAAAUCUUCAUGGGGAGCUGAGGGCAGUUGAACAGAGACUAAAACUGAAACAGGAAGAACUCCAUGUGCUGGUCACAUACAAGGACAAGGAAUACCCCUCCAAGGCACUAAAGAUAUCAGGGCUGGAGACGGAAAUUAAAGACUUGGCUGCGGAGCAAGAGGAGGAGCUGGAUGAGUUGAACAGAAUUAUCCUCAUUGAGAGAACAAGUUUUGAGAGACAGAAGGUUGCAGAUAACCAGGCUAUGACUUCCAAUGUCACAGAACUGAUACACCAGGCCCUUUCUGACAUCCCUGACACCCAGAAAUCUAUAUCGGCCAUGCACGGAAGUCUGAAGGACAUGGCUUUGCAAAAUGCUGUGAUGAAGAAAGAGAUAGAGGUGCAUCGUGGGGAGAGGGAAACCCUGAAGCAGGACAUCUCACUGCUGGAGGCUGAACUUAAACAGCUCAUCAAGGAUCCCAAGUCACAAGUCCUGCAACAGAUAUUCCCUCACUUCUUCCCUAAGGAACCAAAAUGUACCCCCGACAUGGAUGUGGUGCUGGACAUCCCCACACAGGAGUGCCUGCCUAUCUAGCAGUGAUUUUGACAGCAUAGUAUAAAAGUGUGGAUGGCAAUAUGAAAAAGUAAACCUUAUAUCUGCUAGAUAUAUCUGAACGAAAAUUAUUUAAUGGACAUUUGUACCUGUUGAUAUCAUUAUAUACAUUAUGAUUGAUUAUGAAACAUAUCACUAGGUACUAAAUUGACGAGCUGCUAUAUAUUUUUGCUUUGAAUUCUGUAGAAAAAGUGCCGUCCAAGAUAAUGAUAAUGCAUUAUGACUGAUUCUUUUGAAAAUGUGGUUAAUGAAAUGUAUUUUAUGAGAUUUUUAAGAGAACAAUUAUUUUAUAUUUCUGGCAUUUGUACAUAGUGCCAUGUCAAAUGUAUCUUCACAGAAACAUCAACACAGAUAUCAUCUAUUGUUGAGAGGUCAGUUUCAGCCAAACAAUUCUUCAGGGGAAAAUCAGUUACAUACAAUUUGUUACAUAUCAUUCAGG